AUGAUUUUUAACCACCCAAGGAAUCUUUUUGAAGAGCUGGACAUCGAAUCAGGUGGGUCUUCUCCAUUUCCUCCUGUAGAUUACGUAGAGGGCAUGUGGGUUGGAUUUCCUCCUGUAGGUUACAUAGAGGGCAUGGCAGCUGAUUGUCGUCAGUUCUUCCAGUCUGAUCAGCAGUUUUGCGAAGGGCGUCUCUUCCAGUCUGAUGCCUUUGUUGCGAAGGGCGUCCCACUUUCUUUUCAGUUCCUCAAGGUGCGGCGUCCCGCUUUCUUUUCAGUUCCUCAAGGUGUUUUGACUCCGUUCUUCCAGUCAGAUCAGCAGUGUUGCGAAGGGCGUUUGUUCUUCCAGUCUGAUCAGCAGUGUUGCGAAGGGCGUCGCGCUUCCAGUCUGAUCAGCAGUGUUGCAAAGAGCGUCCCUCCCAGUCUGAUCAGCAGUGUUGCGAAGGGCGUCCCUCUUACACUGAUCAGCAGUGUUGCGAAGGGCGUCCCGCUUUCUUUUAGCUUCCUCAAGGUGUCUAGAUCAAAACACUCGAUAGUGUUUAUAUUUGAGGUGUUUAGACCAAAACACUCGAUAGUGUUUAGUCUUCCCAGUAGUUUUCUUUGCACAUCUGAUCAUAAUAUUCGUGAUAUCAGUACAAUCCUGAUCAUAAUAUUCGUGAUAUUAGUGCAAAGUUUGUCAGACAUAAUAUUCGUGAUAUCAGUGCAAAGUUUGUCAGGAUGUCCCAUGAAGUUGAGGGGACUUGUGUGA
This is a messenger RNA of Rodentolepis nana, 744 nucleotides long. Lineage: Eukaryota; Metazoa; Platyhelminthes; Cestoda; Cyclophyllidea; Hymenolepididae. The record is from the annotation of a GenBank genome assembly.